Molecule: messenger RNA, 1879 nt
Organism: Xenia sp. Carnegie-2017
Lineage: Eukaryota; Metazoa; Cnidaria; Anthozoa; Malacalcyonacea; Xeniidae
Product: serine/threonine-protein kinase 38-like
Exons: 15
Coding region: 121-1515 (464 amino acids)
Biological process (GO): intracellular signal transduction; peptidyl-serine phosphorylation
Molecular function (GO): ATP binding; protein serine/threonine kinase activity
Source: RefSeq, a predicted model, not a curated record
CAAGACGUCCACACGACAACAACAAGAUGAAAUUGUUGGAAAUUGUUUACUUAUGGGAUGAAAACUGACUUACGUUUUUUGAAUAUGCAUUGUUAGUGCGGCAGCGUAGAGCGACUCAUAAUGUGGCCUACAACGUCUAACACUACCGGAUCGCGAGAGCGAUUUUCGCCCCAUACGCUCGAGAAAGCGGCAAAGACGAAGGUGUCUCUUCAGUCUUUCUAUUCCAAUCUUUUAGCUCAGCAUAAAGAUAGAAAGUCAAGACUGCGCUCCCUGGAGGCAGCCAUGGAAGAACAAGGUCUAACUGUGCAAGAGAAAGCGGAGAGGAGAGCACUUCAUGCGCAGAAGGAGACAGAAUUUUUGAGAUUAAAAAGAUCAAGACUUGGUAAAGAUGAUUUUGAUUCCUUAAAGGUGAUAGGAAGAGGAGCGUUUGGGAGGUCAGUUCGAUUGGUUCAAAAGAAAGACACAGGCCAUGUAUAUGCAAUGAAGAUUCUCAGGAAAGCCGAUAUGUUGGAAAAGGAACAGGUUGCUCACGUCCGAGCAGAAAGAGAUGUCUUAGCUGAAGCAGAGAAUCCUUGGGUUGUAAAGAUGUAUUUUUCAUUCCAAGAUACACAAUUCUUGUAUUUAGUGAUGGAGUUUCUUCCCGGCGGAGAUUUAAUGACGAUGUUAAUGAAGAAAGAUACCUUUACGGAAGAAGAAGCACGCAUGUACAUUGCUGAGUCGGUGUUAGCCAUUGAUUCCAUUCACACAUUGGGCUUUAUUCACAGGGAUAUAAAACCGGACAACUUGUUGCUGGACAGCAGGGGUCAUAUAAAACUGGCAGAUUUUGGCUUGUGUACCGGUUUGAAGAAAGCACAUCGCACUGAUUAUUAUCGUGAACUUCAACCUCAAGAUAUGCACGAUUUCGUCAACGAUCCGAUGGAUUCCAAGCGAAAGGCUGCCACAUGGAAACGCAUGAGAAGGGCUUUGGCAUAUUCGACAGUGGGAACGCCCGACUACAUCGCUCCAGAAGUAUUCCAACAAAACGGUUACACCAAGACAUCUGACUGGUGGAGUUUAGGUGUAAUAUUAUACGAAAUGUUGAUUGGUUAUCCACCUUUUUGUUCAGAAGCACCGCAAGAAACGUAUAGAAAGGUAAUGAAUUGGAAGGAGACUUUGGUUUUUCCUCCAGAAAUACCAAUAUCACACGAAUCUACGAAUCUUAUUCAAAGACUUUGUUGUGAAUGCGAAGACAGAAUCGGGACGAAUGGCGUCGAUGAGAUAAAACAACAUUCUUUUUUACGUGGAGUUGAUUGGCAACAUAUAAGAGAUCGACCUGCUCCUAUUCCUGUUGAAGUUAAGAGUAUCGACGAUACUUCAAACUUCGACGAAUUUCCUGAUUUAGAUAUGAAUUUCCAACCUUCCAACAGUUCAUCAAAGGCACAAUCGAACAAAAAAGACUGGGUCUUUCUUAACUACACCUUCAAGCGAUUUGAAGGUCUUACCCAACGAGGCAGGCCUCUUGGGUUCCCCAUGUAAAAUAGACUACUUUCAAUUGAUAUUAUGUUGAUAUUAGCACUGUGUAAUUUAUAGAAUUAUGGUCAGUCUUGUAACUAUUCCCCCUGUUAGUGUCCAUCAGAAUUACACUCAUUCUGAUUGAACUCGACUCCACUGAAAUUGGAGAAUAUGUUUUUCUAAAGAAAAAGUCAGAAUUCUUCUUCAAUUUUGAAUUGAACGACCGACAUAGUUUCUUCAUAUUUAUCACUAGACUAUAGGAAAUUUCAUGCGCUCGCUUGUAUAUUACUUUAAUUAUCAAUCUUCGAAAGACACUAAUUUAAUUGAUCAGCUGUUAAAUAGCUAGCUAUUGAUGUUGAAAUUUGAUGUAUAUAUUUCGAGCGUCGAA